AAAUGUAAGAACAAACCAUCCUUCCAAUGUUUUUUAAGCAUUGAAGGUACUUCACAUUAUUCUAGAUAUUUGUGAUGAGCAACUUGUUUGUAGAGUUUCUCGCUGAACUCUUAAUGUAAAAUAUCGGAUUAUAUCAAGAUAAGACGUUAUUUAUACCAGAAACAACGCAAAUAGAUUUUUAAUUCAAGCAAACUGCAUGAAGUGGAAAAAAUAGCUGCAAAAUUGAACAGAAUGAUAUCCAAAGUGGUAAUUUUAGUCUGGUUCGUGGUGUUUUGCGGACUUGUAAGCCAAGUAUAUGGAGACGACGAUGAUUGUGGUGCCGACACUGACCUUAACGUAUCAAACGUCAGAUUCACAUUCUUAGACCAAGGCGUUGUUGUCAGAUGGAGCCUGAGGACUCCAACCAACUGUUCCAUCGAAUAUCACGUGGUUGUUCGAGACAGCGAAUUAGGCGUAAUUCGAGAUGAAUAUUUAGAAGAACAGUCCGUUCUGCUGGAUGCCAUGUCGCCUUGCAUCGGGUACAAUGUGAGUCUUAGGGCCGUUAACAAAGCGAUUCCAUCCGCAGAAGGACCACCCCUUACAACUUCCUCCCAAUUUGACUCAAGAGCUCAAAUUGCGCCUCUUCUAAAAUCGCUGCAGGUACAGUCGACGUCUAUCAACACGACUUGGUUAUUAGAAGGAAAUAAAAAUAGAUGUCCUUUAAAAAAUUUCUACGUCAACGAUACGAUAUAUAGACCUAGCUCAAAUUGCACCCAUCCUAAAAUCGCUGGACGUAGAGACGACAUCUAUCAAAACAACGUGGUUGUUAGAAGGAGAGGGAAAUAG
Molecule: messenger RNA, 825 nt
Organism: Anoplophora glabripennis (Asian longhorned beetle)
Lineage: Eukaryota; Metazoa; Arthropoda; Insecta; Coleoptera; Cerambycidae
Exons: 4
Coding region: 232-825 (197 amino acids)
Molecular function (GO): protein binding
Source: RefSeq, a predicted model, not a curated record